AUUGAGCAUUGGAAUGAGUUGCCCCCUCCUUCCCCUGCUGAGAAAAGUCAAAGGAAGGUGAACUACGAAGUGAACGUUUUUCCCCAAAGUGAUAGUAUUUUCUUGGCUCAACAGACUUGCUAUGACGACUGGGCUAUAGGGAGUUUGGAAUAUAAUGGAGAAAGGCCCUAACAUGGCAUUGGUCUUCAGCUUGUCCACUCUCAUGUUUCUCCUCAUCACUGGGAUGGAGACAUCCAAUAGUCUAAACCAGCGCUCAGAGUUGAAGCAGGUCAUCCAGGUGGAAUCUGGGAAGGAUGCAGUCCUAGACUGCUCUGUGAAGUUCAGUGAGGAAUCCCCUGGUAAUGUAAACAUAAAGCAGGUCGUGUUGUGGAGGCUGGACCAGAAUGGGGAUCACAAAGGUGAACCUGUGUUCAUAUAUAAAUACAAUAAUCAACCCUCUGAACCCGGGAUGCCGCUGAACCCAAAAUAUCAGCUUUCCAUGCCACCUGCCAAUGAGAAAGACAAAGUUGUGUCCCUGUUGGUUAAAGAAACCCAGCCUGAAGAAGAGGGGUAUGAGUGUGUGGUGAACACUGACAGUGGAAACACAAAUUGUAACUUCAUGCUGAAGUUCACAGAAAAUGCUGCGAAUCAAAAGGAAAUUCCAAAGAACAGUUACACGAAUGUGGCUGCUGUAUUUGUGGUAGUAGGCUCUCUUGCCAUUGGACUGCUGCUUCUCAAGCUGUUUCAAGCCAGAAGACUCAGACAGCAUGAACCCUUGAUACAAGAGGCCUCUGUUGUGCCAGAAGCUCCACCAACCACCGGGAUGCCCAACACAAGAACAUUACAGGCAUUCCCAUGGUUGGCAGGCUGCAUCACAUCCGGCCCUGAUUGGGAGUCCCAUAGGGCGGCGCACAAUUGGCCCAGUGUCGUCCGGGUUUGGCUGGGUCCCAGCAGAGCACGACUCCAGCACCAGGACAGGACUGUUUCCGUAGCGACAGAUGUAUUAUCCGGAGUGUUAUGGGCUCUCUUCCCUGUCGGUAUCAUGUUUGCUCUGUCUCUCACGCCACACAGCUAACUGAAUGUUAAUGCUUUGCCUGGAAGAGAGAACAAUCUGGUUCAACACUAUUCUGUUCCCCCUCUGCAGGAGAAAUGGAGUGCAUGCAUUAUCCUGCUACCAAGCUAAGUGUUAACAGCAUUGUCUGUAGUUGUUAAUCACACCAGACUAUUCUUUCAUAUAUUGUUUUAUAUAUUGUAACUAAAACCUGAAAUGUGUCUAUCGAAUGCACAUAUUUAGUGGACAUUGAUUUGACAGUGAAGACACUAGUGUGAUAUAGUAGCAGUGUGUGAAAUUGAUCUUGACAGAACACAUUUAUUUUGUGCAUCACAAUUUGAAUAAGUCAUUUAUUCAGAAGCCAAUAUUGUGUUUUAGUUGAUUUCAGAGUUGCUUCAGUUGACAAAUGCCUCAGUGUUGCAUUAGGCCAUGUUUUUUAUUGUUACAAAGUAGGAUUCAAAUUUUUUGAUUUGUCUUUUUUUUCUGUCAACAAUCUGCAUAAAAUACUCCACGUUGAAAUGAGCCCUUUUGAACAUAUGGACACCAGUCCUACGUCGUCGGGAACUAAAGUUAAUUUUGUUAGGUUGUAGUUGAUAUUAGCCCUUUUGAACAUAUGGACACCAGUCCUACGUCGUCGGGAACUAAAGUUAAUUUUGUUAGGUUGUAGUUGAUAUUAGCCCUUUUAAACGUCUGGACAUCAGUCCUCAGGUCAUCGGGAACCCAAGGUUAACUUUCGUCAACGGGCUUUUGUAGCGGUGGAGAGGCGUGUUUCAUAUUUCUCAACCAAUGUCUGUUCACUUGGGCAUGGCCACUGAGUGACCAUAGUUUACUUUAUGAAAACAAUUCUCUCAUUUAGAAGCUAAAAUUACAUUUCAAAUUUUCACAAAUAGUUUCAUAUUUAAAAAUGUAAGUUGCACAAGAAUUCCAUGUGAAUCUGAUAACUAGAAUGUGUAGACUUUCCAAGAUACAAUUUAUGUCGUCCUAUCAUCAGGUAUAAUGUCCUAGACAACAACUGAUCUGACAUCAUAUUCUUUAAGUACCAACGGACACUUUCAACUGGUUGGAUUACAGAAAGAUAGUUUUUUUCCCCCAACUUUUUGAUGUUACAUUACUCUCUCUAUGUUAACAAAGGGCUUUCCAAGAAUCCAUUCUGUAGAGUGGAGAGAAAAAGGGGGAAAGGUAUUUAUGGGGGUCAUAAACCUCCCCCAGCAGUGCACCGUCAAUAUUAUUAAUGUGAGCUCUCCAUGUACAUUUAAGGGCUAGUCGUGCUGCUCUGUUAUGAGCCAAUUGUAAUAUUCCAAGGUUCCUCUUUGUGGCACCUGACAACACGACUGAACACUUGUCCAGGAGCGACAAAACUAGUGCCUGUAGGACCUGACCUAUCUUGUCCACACCAAUGUGUCCCAAAAACUGGAUCUGUGUCACCAAGUAGGGCAAGAGUGCAUUUGGCGCUACACAUCUCAGAUUGUAUUUCCACACACCUUCUUGAUUGAGUUUGCAUCUUGCAGCCAUCCAUUCUGACACUUCAUCUUUUGGUGCACUGAUUUGCAUAUCUCUGUGUUAUAAUGUAUCCAAGGUGUAUCUCCUAAUCAGUUUAGGUGACAGAGGUGUUCCCUUGGCAGCUGCCUUGGCAGCCAAAUCAUUACCUUUAUUCUCGUCUGUAAUAAAGGUAAAAAAUGUUAUACAUUAAAAUGCAAAUCAAUGUAUAA
Messenger RNA from Salmo salar (Atlantic salmon), 2739 nucleotides. RefSeq lists its product as uncharacterized. NCBI's taxonomy places the organism in Eukaryota, Metazoa, Chordata, Actinopteri, Salmoniformes, Salmonidae. The record is from RefSeq and is a predicted model, not a curated record.